Messenger RNA from Colletotrichum destructivum, 3032 nucleotides. Its product is annotated as Putative biotinyl protein ligase (BPL) and lipoyl protein ligase (LPL), catalytic. Gene Ontology annotation, cellular component: nucleolar ribonuclease P complex; ribonuclease MRP complex. Gene Ontology annotation, biological process: tRNA processing; rRNA processing; protein modification process. Bases 1634 to 2683 code for a protein of 349 amino acids. NCBI's taxonomy places the organism in Eukaryota, Fungi, Ascomycota, Sordariomycetes, Glomerellales, Glomerellaceae. The record is from RefSeq and is a predicted model, not a curated record. The transcript has a single exon.
AUACCAGGCCAAACAAAUCGCUGCCGCUACUCACGACUCAGUCCGUCGUCACCUGGGCCGACCCAUCGUUGGCCGCUUUCAAACUCUCGCUCACUACAACCCACGGCGCUUGACCAGUCCUGGAUCCCGACAAGCUGGACGGUCUUCCGCUCGGCUGUGAUCGAUGACAAGGUUCGCUGCGGUGGUUCGGAUGGACUUGGUCUGUCCUUCGUCUAUUGCUUCAGCCCACGCGCUUGCUGAACAAUUUUCUUGUCCGAUAUUAAAGCUUGCAUACACAUGUGCCAAAGCGGACGACCGGAACUGAAGACUGCGCAGUCUUCCUGGAGAACUGGAAGCCAUCCCUGAGUUGAGCGUUUUCUUAGAUGCCUAGAUUGGUAUCCCUAGGGGCCGACACAGGGUCUUUGUCCAUCCCACUGCACCAUCUGCAUGUGCUGUUUCGAACAGCCCAAGACGCACGCUGCAUAGCUUUGCCGCAGCUUGUGCGACCCUUUGCAUCGAUGAUCUGCGUCUUGGAAGCUCCUCAUUUUCUACGGCCCCGUUCCCGCGGCGUUCGACAACACGGGUAACCAGUCGGCUUUACCUGCUUCUCGAAUCUUGCGCGGCCUGACACACCAGAGGUGAUGUGUACAACUGUGGCUCAGAUGUGGUGCAGUGCAGUGAGCACAGACGAUUCAACUCAGCCAACAGCCGUCGACACGUACAGCAGAGGCUUAACUCGUGUGCCCGCGUCACCUCCCUCGGGAAUUACGGGUGCAGGAGUACUCUGACUUCUCCCUCGCAGUUUGACAGGUGCGUCGCCGCUUCGACUUUGGUUUGCCUCUUCCGCCGGUAUAUGGGCUGCAGACUAGAGAUUGGUCUGUCUGCCAGUGACAAAUAGAACAUAUCCGACCUACCGCGCUGGUCCUGCUGCCUUCGACGUCUCCACGCAUCGGCGCCAGAUCGACUCGACACUUACGCCCCUUCCGCUUGGCGGUACGCCGGCGCCGGCUCGGUAUGUUGAGGUCUGGUGGACUUCUCCAGUGUCAAGUUGUCUAGAUGUCAUUAUGAUGAAACAGCUCGUCUUUAUUUCCAACACUGGGGCAGCCGACCGGCACGUUCUGCAUGGCCAACGUUAGGACGAAAAAUGAACCAUUGGAGUCAGCGAUGUGAACACCAGUGCCUCAUCACCUGGUUGUUAGGCAAAGAGCUAGCGCGUGUGGACUAUACAUCGUGAACACAACGCUAGAAAAGUAGUAAAAUCACAAGCUGCGAGAAGGGAAUGGCGGCGCCGACUUCUCUUCUCCUGCCUCCCGACAGCCACCGCCUGGUCGCUUGCUUCGAUUUCGGGGUCCUGGUCAGACCCGGGCACCAGGUAGAGAGGUGAUGAGACACCUGUUGAUGGAAAAGACCGCGGGAGGAUGACGACCCCUGGUCAUCUCAUCCCCAUUGGUGGCUCGUGCGCUCUCAGCGGCCCUAUCUUAUCGAUAAGAUACCGGCCCAUGUCAUAAGUCCACAGUCUGUGGCCAGCUCGUUCCGCCAAACUCUGUUCAAGCUUCCACGGCGACAGCUCUUUUCUUUGUUCCCCUCCCGACCCCAAGCUUUGUUUUACCUUCCAGCUGCCAUUCCACACCCUGUCGCCGACACAUGAUAGCCAAUGGGGCCUCCUAGGACACUCGGUCGCGGCUGUGCCUCUUCCAUCCGAAGCCUCGCGGGCCGGGCGAAUCGACCAUCCGGACGCCUCCGGCACCAAGCGCGAUGGAGCUCCUCCUCGCGGUCCGUUUCCGAGCUGGCAUUCCCCGAAGAUGACGGCGCUGAGCCGAGCGCGCUGCGACAUGUCCACCUCGAUGCCUCCUCUUCGAAUACGUUCCCGUCGUAUUCCGCGGCGUCCGACUUCCAAGCCCUUCUCCGCCAGGCGUUCCUCGACUGGAAAUCCGCCCCGACACCCCGUGCCCCGUCCCCGCUCGUCGUCUCGUUCACGCCCGCGCCGACAUAUACUCUCGGCCGACGGCAGAAGUCCUUGACGCCGGAGCAGCUAGGCCGGCUCCGAUCGCCGUUAGAUGUGUACGUCGAUGUGGACCCGGCUGGUGAGCGGGCGACGGACAGCAAUGGUCGCGCGGGGCCGCAGACGCAGCGGCAGUUCACACCCGAGGUCAUCGAGACGGAGCGCGGCGGGUUGACGACGUACCACGGCCCGGGCCAGGUUGUCCUCUGGCCCAUACUGGACCUGCAUAGCACGUACUACCCUCACCUGACAGUCCGCUCGUACGCCAGGCUCCUCGAGGAGACGACGCAGGCCGUCCUAGCCGACGGACCGUCCAUCCAGACCUACCUCUCGGAAGAGGACCCCGGCGUGUGGGCCGAAGCCGCGAGGCACCGGACCGGCGGUCAGGAGCGCAAGAUCGCCGCCAUGGGCGUGCACCUCCGCCGCCACAUCUCGGGGCUGGGCACGGCCCUGAACGUCGACGUCGCCGUCGACGGGGACGAGGCGUCAAACCCCUGGGCGAGGUUCGUGCCGUGCGGGCUCGAGGGGAAGACGGCCACCAGCGUCAGGGCCGAGACUGGCGGAGAAGCGUGGAGUCGAUGGGAGCUCGCCGGCGAUGGCAGAGCGAGGAGGGAUUGGUACGCGCGGCGGUGGACCGAGGAACUCGCGAGGCGGCUCGGCGUCCGCACCGCCCCGGCCACGAUUCAUUACCGGCUCGGGUGAAUGGUCAAUUAAAUAGUAUGCGGGACGUCGGCGUGGUGAGCACCACGGCUCCGCUACUCUGCAUGCCUGAAACCCCCUCCGCUCCCGAGGGGGACCCUCAUAUCAAGGUCGGGACGCCCCCCCUGCCCUAUUGUCGAGACCUUUUAACACAUACGUUGUGAUCUUUGUUCUCGGAGGAAGCAAAGCAGCUGGCGCCGGACUCGCACAGCCAGUUCCAACGUGGCUGAACUGGCCUUACUAUAUCCCCGACGACAAGGCAAUCAAAUAAGUCGCAAGCAUCGCCAACAUAAUGAUAUCUCUUCACCCCCAUGUUUCAUCGAAAGAUGCACGUGGAUCCUUCCUAAUGAAC